AUGGAUACUGCAAACAACAUGACCAUCAUGCCGUUCAAACUUCAGCGGUGGACCCAGCCCAUUCCCGCGGACGAUCGCACUUGCUACGUAUGUCUACGCGAGUUUGGUGCAGCAGACGAAGCAGACGACCCUGCUUGCGAAGCUCUUCGGCCCAAGUGCGGCCACUACGUCGGGAGUACAUGUUUUCUCAAGCUGGUCCAGACCGGCAGUCCUAUGGUCUGUUUCUGCCAAACCCCGUAUCCGCGCGCCGAACCGACAUUCGUGCGGAAGCUCGCUGUCCUAUUACUGUGGCGUCUUUUCUUGGUCGAAUUGUGGGUGUUCGAGCCUAUCAAACGCUACUUUGACGGCCCUUCUCCUGCCCGAGCUGCUCGUAUCGAACACUUUAGCAGCCAACUCGCUCGUGGAGAGCAGGUGUUCGAUAUCGAAAUGGCAGGUGAAGUCUUCAGCAUUGGUGGCCGCGUUCCUUUGGCUAUCGUCCUAAUGUUCAACAUGCCUUUUUGCUUGUUCUUCCGAAUUCUCACCUUCGUCCUAGAGGGACUUCCACUGAGUACCUACGCCAAGGCGUGGAUUCCGCGUGGACUGUUCGGCUACCAGGUGGCAAAUGCUGCCUGUUUCCGAGAUCUGGUAUUCUCGCUCUUCAUUGCACUGGUGGCUGCCAAGAUGUAUGAAGACAUAGGCAUGGCCGAAGAUAAUCAAGAUCUACCCGUAGGGCAUGUGCAAGUGAUGUUGCAUCGGCUGCUGACCUCACUACAAGUCCUAAUUUACCCAGUCCACAUUGUCUUCUUCUCUAGGACGGUGUAUCUCGCUCUCCAAAUAUCGGAUUACAGGCUGAUCCUCAUGUACUGCGUCAGCUUGCUUCUGGCGUUUCACGUCGGACUGUACAAGGUUCUUUCAUCACGCAGCUUCUACAAGCCAUCCAUGAGUGCUGGAAUCUAUGUUGUUGUGCAGAUCAGAAGGACGAGAAAGGGUAUCCGCAACAUUGUAUUUGCCCGAAAGUUAGGGACGGCAAUACCGCGUGACUGGAAAAAUCAGCUGGCGUAUCCUAAUUGCUCAUUUUCAACCGUAAAACCCGGAUCCUCUGACUUUCUAUAUUGCUUGUUACCAUACUACAAUUUACCCUAG
Molecule: messenger RNA, 1122 nt
Organism: Paraphaeosphaeria sporulosa
Lineage: Eukaryota; Fungi; Ascomycota; Dothideomycetes; Pleosporales; Didymosphaeriaceae
Exons: 1
Coding region: 1-1122 (373 amino acids)
Source: RefSeq, a predicted model, not a curated record